GCGACAGAUUGUUGUCCCUGAUACAAAACUGUCGAAAAAUUACGGACGAAGAAUCGAACACGGGACAUAGUCGUGCACGCGAGUCGAUUUUUUUCUCGACAGAAGUGCGAGAAGAACGGCGAGUGAAGGACAGGGUGCCCGAAACACAAGUUACGAACCUGAUCCAUCCGAAGCGCGGUGGUCCGCCGCGCUGAUGGGCCUAGCAGACGACAUGUUGGCUGCAGGGAGUACCUCGUCUCGGAUGUUUCGGCCGCGAAUUUUCUCGGGGAUUGUUGAGUGAGGAGAGCGAGCGAAUUCGGUGAAAGCGAGGUGUGGAGAGUGAAAAAACAAGACCACUCGAGGGUGUGUGCGAAGAGAGGGCACACGGUUGGGUUCCCCGAGUGGUGGUUGUGCCGUGGUCGUCGACGAGAAGCUCGCGGAGAGGGGUAGAGAGACUAGCGAGCAGCGGGGAGGGGGAACCCGGACGAGCCCUCGAAAAAUCGAGUCGAGGAACGAAAAUCAGAGAAAGAAGAAAAACUAGGAACGGAUCGUGGAGGAUUCUCCUCGCGGUUCCAAGUUGCACGAACAAGAUCACCGGAAUAGUAUCGGCAGAAAUCGCGAGAGCUAUAGAAAAGCGAGCAAACUGGUCAGCCACGCACUAUCAUUUUCCCUAUUUACGAGGUGCUGUCGAUUCUGCGAGCCUUUUCGUUUCAUUCGAACAACAACGAGCCAAGCAACGCACCGGAGCCAAUCUAUUUUAACUUCUCGUUGUUCUGUUCGAAAGGUAGGGGGCUGGGAGGCAAGGCGAGGCAGAGCUGUCGCGUACACGCGUCGCGAGUCCCUUCCUCCUGAAACGAUUUCGCGUGUGUCUCGUGUUCACGGGCCAUCACAGGAGGCGCAUCGGACGACAGUGCACGUCAACCUAUUAUCCCAGUCCCGGUCUUGCUCCCACUCUCUCGAGUCGCUCGUCGUACCUCGUGUGUACUCCCUCUAUCGCAAUCUGCCGCGAGUGUGUCGCGGCCGGUUCUCGCCCAGUGUUAAACGGAAGAUUCGGAAGUGGUUUCGUUGCCCCGAUAUAUCGCUGGUAUUUUCUCAUCGUGUAUCGGCCGUCUAGUCGUGCUUACGUCCGAUACGUAACUGGCCCGUGUUCUUCCUACGAGCGGAUCAAUUCGUCGAUCGGUGCUCCAGGUGUCAUUGUGCAAACGUAAAACGUCAGUACUAGAAAAUUAGACGCUGUACGUCUACGCUGAAAGAAAUAACAUCUUACUCGUAUCUCUGUACCUCGUACUUCAACACGGUACAACACGAAGUCAACGUUGGACCAGCAGCACCGUCGCGACACACAGUGUGUAUGUAGCUAUGGUUUCGCGGGCAGUGAAAGAAGCCGUGAAGUGAACGUGUGAGGUGCGAAACCAGAGUCCAAGAUAUACGUGUACGUAGUUGGUGUAUGAAAACGGGAGAUAGGAGAAAGACGGCAGAACAAAGGAGAAACGAAGAAAACUAAAGACUAUAAGGUCGCGAGACGAGACCGAUCACCGUAACGAUAGGCGGCGGGUGGAAAAGUGAGAAAGAGAGAGGGAGAGGGAAAGAGAGAGGGAGACGUCGAUAGAAGGACGAAGCUCGAGUGUAAGCGCGACGGUGAUAGAUUAAGUAUCGAGUGACAGACAGCCGGCCGGAACGAAGGAACGAACCUCGAAGCAGGUAAACGUGGAAACGGAGUGAAUCUCCGCGAACCGCGGGAGAGAGAGGGUGUUACUUAUAUCGAACGUCGCAUUCGCACGCGAGAUAAACAACGCGCGCCGGUAGUGCUCGUAACCGCGAGCUGUUCGGGCUCGGGGGAGGAGUAUCAGUGGUGAUAUUUCUUUGAAGCAAGAACAACAGAGAACCAACAGAAGUGGAAGGGAAGAGCGAAGAGGGCGAGCCGCGCGUGUCUCUCUCGUGGUGUGUCAUGGGGUGUUUCGGCAGCCAGAGCAGCAAGGCCAGCCAGGAUGACAGCAAGAACCAGAAGAGGCGCUCGGAUGCCAUUACCAGGCAAUUGCAAAAGGACAAGCAAGUUUACCGGGCCACUCACAGGCUCCUUUUGCUCGGAGCGGGAGAAUCCGGGAAAAGCACGAUCGUCAAACAGAUGAGGAUACUGCACGUUAAUGGCUUCAGCGAAGCGGAAAAGCGGCAAAAGAUCGAGGACAUCAAGAAAAACAUCAGAGACGCGAUACUGACGAUAACCAGCGCGAUGGGCACGCUAACGCCGCCCGUCUCUUUGGAGGAUUCGGGGAACCAGAGCAAAGUCGACUAUGUCCUGGAUGUCUCGUCCUCCCCGGACUUCGAUUAUCCCCCGGAGUUCUACGAAAUCGUUGAAACCCUUUGGAAGGACCGGGGCGUUCAGCAGAGUUUCGAGAGGAGUAACGAGUACCAACUAAUCGACUGCGCCAAAUAUUUUCUAGAUAAGGUAGCCAUUGUUAAGCAACCGGAUUACACCCCCACGGAACAGGACAUCCUCAGGUGUCGAGUCCUCACGUCCGGUAUCUUCGAAACGCGGUUUCAAGUCGACAAAGUAAACUUUCAUAUGUUCGACGUCGGCGGUCAGCGGGACGAGAGGAGAAAAUGGAUACAGUGCUUUAACGACGUAACGGCAAUCAUAUUUGUAACGGCGUGCAGUAGUUAUAACAUGGUACUCAGGGAGGAUCCGACGAAGCUCAGACUCAGAGAGAGUCUCGAUCUCUUCAAAAGCAUUUGGAACAAUCGGUGGCUCCGCACAAUUUCCGUAAUUUUAUUUUUAAACAAACAGGAUCUAUUGGCGGAAAAAAUAAAAGCAGCGAAGCACAAAUUAGAGGACUAUUUUCCAGAGUUUGCGCGAUACCAGACGCCGUCCGAACCCGGCGUGGUUGUGGAUCCCUCGGAACCACCUGACGUUAUAAGGGCCAAGUACUUCAUUAGGGAUGAAUUUCUCCGUAUAAGCACAGCGAGCGGCGACGGCAAGCACUAUUGUUAUCCGCACUUCACAUGCGCCGUCGACACGGAGAACAUCAAACGAGUGUUCAACGAUUGCCGGGACAUUAUUCAGCGGAUGCACUUGCGCCAAUACGAGCUCUUGUGACUUCGUUCCUGCCGACGUGUCCUGUCAUCCGUUCGCAUCAGAAUCACGAUCACGCUCCGCCUCGAUCCGAUCGAGGGCGCGAGGCGAGUCGUACAGCGGCCGAUCUGAAUAAAUGUAUCGCGAUGUACGGCGACGGCGCGCGGUGGUCCUCGUCGCGUCUCUGAAAACCGACGAUCCGUUCAGAAAUCGAAACGCGUCGACGGAAUCCGCGCGCAAAGGAAACGCGCGCGCUAGAUAUAUCGACGACUGCGCGCCGAUCUUGUUCUUCCUCGGCGGUGGGCUCGAGGAUAAAUAUCGUCGCGCCAGCAGUCGGGUGUCUCUAGGGGGGGUUUAACCGGAAAUAAAUCUGUCUCGCAACUGAGAAUCCAGACGUCUCUUUUUGCACAGAAUCGCUUACUAAUGUCUCGUUUGGUGUACAAGCAGAUUGAUUACGCCCCCCGCGCAUUCUACUCUCGCAACAAUCGUUUUCGACGGAAAAAAAUAAUCACCCGGGCAUUUUCCGAUCGUUACUCGACUACUCCCAUUUAGGUUCGACGAGGGUGUGCCGAACGGCGACUUUUUCGGGAGAGACGGAGAAAAAAUGAUGAAUGUUCGUUGCUGAGAAACACGUGCAAUUUUACCGAUUACCUCGUUAAUUUUAUUCUUAUUACGCAUCAAUUCGUUGAUAAGAGAGCGAACGAAUGUUUUAACGUCUCGGGCCGCGAUGUUAUGAAGUAACGGCUGUUCUCGUCCGGCACACUCGUCGCAGGUUUAAAAUUAAUCAUUAUCGGAUUUAGCGUUAAGAACGUUUUCCUAAGACUUAGGUGAUUUCUCCGAUAAUGUUCUUGCUGUUGAACGUUUUCUUUUACUCAUUUUUUUUGAAUCUCUGUUUUUCCU
Molecule: messenger RNA, 3949 nt
Organism: Colletes gigas
Lineage: Eukaryota; Metazoa; Arthropoda; Insecta; Hymenoptera; Colletidae
Gene: Galphas
Product: guanine nucleotide-binding protein G(s) subunit alpha
Exons: 10
Coding region: 1928-3073 (381 amino acids)
Biological process (GO): adenylate cyclase-activating dopamine receptor signaling pathway; sensory perception of chemical stimulus
Cellular component (GO): heterotrimeric G-protein complex
Molecular function (GO): GTP binding; G protein-coupled receptor binding; G-protein beta/gamma-subunit complex binding
Source: RefSeq, a predicted model, not a curated record